AUGAAUUUUUUUUUAUUUUUUAGGAACAUUUUUCUUUUAAAUACUAUCAUUUUCAUUUUAAACCAGUAUAUAAAAAGGAAAGACUAUGGUUCCCGUUUUUUCAUAUUUUCUUUAAAAAUAAAAAGUUCAAAAGAGGAAUUUACAAAAAAUGUUCAUCGAAAGGCAACGAAUACAAAAGAGGACAAAAGUGCGUAUAAAAAUGAGAAGAAAGAAAUUCCUUAUAGGAAUAAUAAUAAAAGGAAGGAUAAAAAUAAGAAAGGAAAUGAUAAUAAGAAAAUAUUAGAAAAAGGAUUAAAAGAUACUAAUAGUAAUAUAAAAUCUUCUACGAGUAGUAAUACUAUAAGUAAUGUUAGUAGUAAGUUAAGUGAUAAUAGUAAUAUUAGUAAUACUUUUACAAAUAUUAAAAUACAAAAAUUAAAAGAUAAGCAUAACAAAAAAAAUAGUGAUAUUAAAAAUGUAUCUACAGAUAAGAAAAAAGAAAAUGAUAAUAAUAAAAAAAAUAAUAAUAAUAAAAAAAAUAAUAAAAAAAUACCUAUUAUUUAUAUACCUUUUAAUGAUAUUAAAAAUUCUCCUUAUAUAAGAGGUAAGUUAAAGUUAGUUUAUGUUAAAUCAUUUUAUGAAGAAUGUCAAAAAGAAUUAUAUGAAGCAAAAUUUCAAUUUUUUAAAAAUAAUAAAAUUUAUAUAUCAACAUUUGCAGUAGUUAAAAAUACGCUUAGUGAAAAUAUAGACCAAACCGAAAAAUGGGUAACCGCUGAUAUGAAAAUCUUACAAAAAAAUUCUUAUAAUAUAUCUGUAACAUGUAAUGAUUCCCAUGAAAAACAAAUACAAGAUAUAUCUUUUACAAAGCAAGAGAAAGAAGAAUUUGAAUUAAUGAGAAAAAGUUUAAAAAAUGUAGUUAAUAUAACUUAUGAUCAUUUUCUUUAUAAUAUAGACACUUUUUAUAAUGCUAAGAGGAAAUAUUUAGAAUAUAUUAAUUUCUUUUUUAGGAAUCCUCAUAUUAAAAGUAAUAUGGAUAUCAAAAAAAACAUUUCAUCAAAUAUUACUAUACAAAAGGAUAAUAUACUAUUAAAACGUUUGGGAUCGUUUAAUAAAACGAAAUAUAUUUUAUUUAGAAGGAUGCAAAGAAAUAAUAGAAUUAUGUGUAUGGUUCUAACUGACCCCAAAAGAUUGGAAAAUCGUUUUAUCCUGUACAACAUGUUAAGGGAUCAUAUAAUCGAGAAGGAAGGAUUUAAAGACGUUAUCAUAUUUGAAACGGAUGAUAACAAUAUUUAUAAUUAUGAUUCGAAAUUAUCUAAGGAUAUUCGAAUUUUAAGUAAUAAAUUUGAGUUUGAAAUUUUAAUGGAUGAACAUGCUUAUAUAAAUAAACCUUAUGAAUAUUUCUAUUUAAAUAAAUACAUACCUGUACAUUUUGAAUUACAAAAUAAGGGUAUUAUAAAUUAUAAUAAUAUAUUUUCUUGGUUAUGUGAACAUUUUAUUAAUAAUUCUCAAUACAAAUAUUAUUAUCCUCAUUUUUAUCUUUCUAAACAUUCUGAUAAAAAUGAUAUGGGCAUACGUAAUAUAAGUUUUUACCAGAAAGAAGAUGCUUAUACUUUUAUAGAAAACAAUAAAAAGAAUAUAAAUAAGAAUGAUAAAUGUAAAACAUAUGAUACAUGUGAAAAAGAUGAUACAUAUAGGACAGAUAAAAAAAGUAAACUAAAAAAUAUUAAUAGAAUAUAUAACACCAAAUAUGCAUUGUCAAAAAAAAAAAAUAGAAACCAUAAGAACAAUGAAAUAAAUAAUAUAUGUUCCCAUAAAAAAGAAGAAAAACAUAUGUUUAAUAAUUAUAAUAUAAGUUAUAAUAAUAUGAAAUAUAUAAAUAAACACAAUAAAUUUUCAUUUCUAGAAUUAAAAGAAAAGUUGAAAAGUGAUAAUAAUGAAAGGGAAGAUAAAAAAAAGAAAGAUGAAUCAUUUGAAAAAAAUGAAACCCAUCUAAUGAACAAUGAUGAUAAUAAUAUUGGUGAUGAUGAAUUUAAUUCUGAAGUAAAUAAUGAUAAUAAUGGCUCAUAUGAAAGUAACUUUUUUUAUGAUAUGAUUAACGAAAUAUCUAACAAAAUUGAAAAUUCGGAUUCAUACUUAAAUGAAGAAGAUAUCUAUUGGGAUGAUGAUAUUUUUUUUGAUACUAAUGAAUAUAUAGAUGAUACUAGUACUAUUACUACUAGUACUAAUAAUAAUAAUAUUAGAACUGAUCAAAAUGGAGACAAUAAAAAAGAUGAUUCUAACAAAGACAUUAUAAGUAUACAAAAGGUAAAUGAUUCAACUGAGGUAAAUGAAUCUAAUAAAAUUGAUGAUACGAAAAAAGGUGAAAGUUACACUUUAAAUAAUAUUAAGGGAUAUAUAACAAAAUUUAAAGAUUUCAUUCAAAAUAAAUCAGAAAGUUAUGUGACUACUAAGAAUAAAAGUAUUGACGAUAAAAGUAGUGAUGAUCAAAUUAGUGAUGAUAAAAUUAAUGAUGAUAAAAGUAGUGUUGAUCAAAUUAGUGAUGAUAAAAUUAAUGAUGAUAAAAGUAGUGUUGAUCAAAUUAGUGAUGAUAAAAGUAGUGAUGAUAUCAAAUUAAAUGAAGAACAAACUUCGGGAGAUCAAAAUGACUUAUCUGAUAAUAAUGAAAAUAACCAAGAAACUAUAACCAGUGAUGAUACAUUAGAAAAAGGAAAAUUAGAUAAUAGUAACAUGGGUGAUAGUGACGAAAAAUUAAAAGAUGAUAUGAAAAAUAAUGAACAUGAAAAUUUAUCAGCAGAAAAUGUACCUUCUGAUGAAAAUACAAUCAAUGAUAAAACAAAAGAAGGCAGUACAACUUUAAAAACUGCUAUGGGAUAUAUUACAAAAUUUAAAGAUUUUAUUCAAAAUAAAUCAGAAAAUUAUAUGACCACUAAGGAUAAAACUAGUGAAGACAAAAUUAAUGAUGAUAAAAGUAGUGAUGAUAAAAUUAAUGAUGAUAAAAUUAGUGAUGAUAAAAUUAGUGAUGAUAAAAUUAGUGAUGAUAUCAAAUUAAAUGAAGAACAAACUUCGGGAGAUCAAAAUGAUUUGUAUGAUAAUAAUAAAGAUAAGGAAGAAACUAUAUCUAGUGAUGAUACAUUAGAAAAAGGAAAAUUAGAUAAUAGUAACAUGGGUGAUAGUGACGAAAAAUUAAAAGAUGAUAUGAAAAAUAAUGAACAUGAAAAUUUAUCAGCAGAAAAUGUACCUUCUGAUGAAAAUACAAUCAAUGAUAAAACAAAAGAAGGCAGUACAACUUUAAAAACUGCUAUGGGAUAUAUUACAAAAUUUAAAGAUUUUAUUCAAAAUAAAUCAGAAAAUUAUAUGACCACUAAGGAUAAAAAUAGUGAAGACAAAAUUAGUGAUGACAAAAGUAGUGAUGAUAUCAAAUUAGAUGAAAAACAAAAUGCGGGAGAUCAAAAUGAUUUGUAUGAUAAUAAUAAAGAUAAGGAAGAAACUAUAUCCAUCGAUGAUGCAUUAGAAAAAGGAAAGUUAGAUAAGAGUAACUUGAGCGAUAAUGAAGAAAAAUUAGAUGUUAGUAAUGUGAAAAAUAGUGAAGAUGAAAAUUUAUCAGCAGAAAAUGUACCUUCUGAUGAAAAUACAAUCAAUGAUAAAACAAAAGAAGGUAGUACAACUUUAAAAACUGCUAUGGGAUAUAUUACAAAAUUUAAAGAUUUCAUUAAAAAUAAAUCAGAAAAUUAUAUGACCACUAAGGAUAAAAAUAGUGAUGACAAAAGUAGUGAUGAUAUUAAGUUAAAUGAAGAACAAACUUCGGGAGAUCAAAAUGAUUUGUAUGAUAAUAAUAAAUAUAAGGAAGAAAUUAUAUCCAUCGAUGAUACAUUAGAACAAGGAAAGUUAGAUAAGAGUAAUAUGAGUGAUAAUGAAGAAAAAUUAGAUGUUAAUCAUGUGAAAAAUAGUGAAGAAGGAAAUUUAUCAGCAGAAAAUGUACCUUCUGAUGAAAAUACAAUCAAUGAUAAAACAAAAGAAGGUAGUACAACUUUAAAAACUGCUAUGGGAUAUAUUACAAAAUUUAAAGAUUUUAUUCAAAAUAAAUCAGAAAAUUAUAUGACCACUAAGGAUAAAACUAGUGAAGACAAAAUUAAUGAUGAUAAAAGUAGUGAUGAUAAAAUUAAUGAUGAUAAAAUUAGUGAUGAUAAAAUUAGUGAUGAUAAAAUUAGUGAUGAUAUUAAGUUAAAUGAAGAACAAACUUCGGGGGAUCAAAAUUAUUUAUCUGAUGCUAAUAAAGAGAAGGAAAAAAUUAUAUUCAGUGAUGGUACAUUAGAAAAAGGAAAUUUAGAUAAGAGUAACAUGAGUGAUAGUGAAGGAAAAUUAGAUGGUAACCAUAUGAAAAAUAAUGAAGAUGGAAAUUUAUCAGCAGAAAAUGUAUCAUCUGAUGAAAAAAAAAUUUAUGAUAAAUCAAAAGAUGACAUUUUUUUAGAUGACAAAUUAAAAGGGAACCAUUUUUUAGAUGACAAAUUAAAAGGUGAAAAUUUUAUAGUUGACAAUUUAUCCUAUAAUAGCAAUUUCUAUUCGCGUAAAAAAUCAUUUUCUACUGAUAACUUAGCAACGGUUAAAAAAGCCUCACCUGGUGAAUAUUUAUCAGAUGAUGAACAAUCAGAAAACGAUUCUAUAUUUAGAUCUCUUGAAGAUAGUUCAUUUGAUAAUGAAAUUGGUUCAUUUUAUCAAAGAAGACCAGAGGGAUAUUUUUCAAACGAUAAAAUGUAUGAUAGCGAUGAUGAAUCAUUACCUAAACCCCAAACCAAUGAUCUAUUAGCUUUAAAAGGAAAACCGAAACAUGAAGAUAUAUCACCUUCUGGUGAAGAAUUACAAUAUGAUACAUGUUCUACACACAGUAACAUAUCAGAUGUACACUCAGAACCCAUAAUUAGUCAAAGAGAUAGAAAUUUCCAAGAUGUAACAAUUCAAAAUAAUAUUAAUUCAAAUAGUAAGGAAACACAAUCUGUUGGUGAUGACAUAAAGACAUAUGAUAUCCACGAGAAUAGUAAUAAAUCAAAUUUUGUUAUAGAUGAAGAUAAAAAGAAUGGAAAGGAAGAAGAUUUAAAUACAUAUAAAUCAUUAAGUUUCUUACCCAAAAAAAUGGUUGUGGGACAAAUUGUACAAGAAUGGGAAGAUAUGUUUAUAAUAGAUUGGUUAUUAGGUGAUGAUAUUUUUUGUGUAAUUAAAUUAGAGUUUUUUGACAAAUCAAUUAAUAAGAAAAUAGAAAUGGAAUAUCUUAAAGUUUUAAAUGGUUUCACUUUAGUUGAUAAUAAAAAAUUACCUAUAAUACAUACAGGUAAAAAAGAAUUAACUGUCAAGGCUAAUAUUUUUCCAUAUUAUUCAGAUAUACGAUUUUUUUAUCAUAACGAAAACAUUGAUAAUUCUGUUGUUCAUACUUAUAAUAAUGAAAUAUUUGAAAAUGAAUUAAAAUCAUAUUUAUUAUUAGUACAUCAUUUAAUAAAUGCUAGAAAUAGUCCUUGUAGAAAUUAUAAGAAUGUAAAAUAUUUUUAUAAUGAAGAUACUUUUAAUUUAUCUCAUAUAAAUUUUAUUAGUAAUAAAAUGUUGUCUAUUACGUACGAAUGUGCUUUACAAGUUUUGAACUGGGAAAUUCCAUAUGGAAUUGUAAAAAAAAAUGAUAAUUGUAUAAGUAAAUUUGUUUUUAAUAAUUUACAACAUAAAAUAAAUAAAGAUAUAUAUCCUUAUGCAAUACAAAUUAAAAAAUUAGAUAUAAAUAAUUCCAUAGAUUUUGCUAUGGAUAAUCGUGAAUUCAUACAAAAUUAUGUUGAUUUAAAAUAUGAUAUACUCUUAAAAACAAGCUCUAAAUUAUUUACUUUACAUACAUUAGGUCUAGUACACUCAAAUAUUAAAGCAGACAAUUUUUUAAUUGAAUAUUUAAAUAAAGAAUAUUAUGAAUUAUAUAUAUAUUUAAAAAAUUUUAAUAAUAUAGUUGAAGAAGGAAAAUGUAAUAAUUUUAAAGGAAGUUCCGUGUAUAUGGCACCUGAAAAAUUAAAAACUUAUUUCUACCAUAUCGUAAAUAAAUUUAAAAGUGAUGUUUUUUCAUUAGGUCUAAGUUUAUCAACAGUUUUAAUUGAAAAUGGUUUCUUUUUAAAAAGUGCUGCAAAAAGAAAAAUAUCAUUAUCAUUAGAUAAAUAUGCAUUAAAUAUAAUAAAAAGAAAUCCAAUGGUUUAUCUAUGGAUUAAAUCAUCAAAUCCAUUUAAGAAAAAGAGAUUUGAUAAGUCUAAACAUAGAUCAUAUAAAAAGGUAUCUGUACACAUUAUGGAGAAAUUAUUAUCUAAUAAAUAUGUAUAUAAAUGGAUUCAUAAUAGAUCCCCUUCUUUUGAUUAUGCUCAAGCUGAAAAACAUAUGCAACUUUUAGAAAAGCACGUUCCUCAACAAUUCAUUACAAAGGAAAGUAAUAUUAAAAUUAAUAAAAUAGAAGAUAAUAAAAAUGUAUACAAUCAAAAUAUUCAAAAUAAAAUUACAUAUGACAAAAAUAUGGAGCAAACAAGUGAAAAACAUAAUAUUACCAUGAAUAAGAAGCGUGAAAGGGUGAAUUUCGUGGAUGCGUGUACUGUACAUUCUGAGGAUACAAAAAAAAAUCAAGACACUUUUAAUUUCCCAUCAAAAAAAAAACACGUAUAUUUACUAGAUAAAGAAAAAAAGGAUUAUGACUCUACAUUAGGUAUGAAUAUUGAAGUAUCCUUUUCUCAAUUAUCCACAAUUUCGGAUCAUAGUACAAAACAGAAUAAUGUUAUUAAUAAAAAUGAUAUAAAAGAAAAUUCAGGUGAUAUAAAAGAAAAUUCAGGUGAUAUAAAAGAAAAUUCAGGUGAUAUAAAAAAGAAUUCAAGUGAUAAAAAAAAGAAUUCAGGUGAUAAAAAAAAGAAUUCAGGUGAUAUAAAAAAGAAUUCAAGUGAUAAAAAAAAGAAUUCAAGUGAUAAAAAAAUUAAUUCAGGUGAUAAAAAAAUUAAUUCAGAUGAUAUAAAAAAGAAUUCAGAUGAUAUAAAAAAGAAUUCGGAUGAUAUAAAAAAGAAUUCAGGUGACAAAAAAAAAAAUUCAGGUGAUAUAAAAAAGAAUUCAGGUGACAAAAAAAAAAAUUCAGGUGAUAUAAAAAAGAAUUCAAGUGACAACAAUAUAAAAAAUGGUGACAACAAUAUAAAAAAUGGUGAUAAUAAUAUAAAAAAUGGUGAUAAUGAUAUAAAAAAUGAUGAUAAUAAUAUAAAUAAUGGUGAUAAUGAUAUAAAAAAUGAUGAUAAUAAUAUAAAAAAUGGUGACAAUAUAAAAAAUGGUGAUAAUAAUAUAAAUAAUGGUGAUAAUAAUAAUAAUAAUAUAGAAAAAACAGAACCAAUAAAAAGAAAAGGAAUAUUAAAAAAAAGUCCCUCCGAUAGUAACAGUGAGAAUGAUUUAAAGGAUUUAAUAAAUCGAAUAAAAAUGAAAUAUUUUAACGAGUCCUGUAGAAAUAUAAAAAAUUCAAUUGUUGGAACAAUAAUGAAAAUAUUUUCAAUUGAAUAUGAAAAAUAUAGACCUGAUAUAUUUGAUAUAUAUUCUCUUAUUAAAAAAGAUAUAACAUAUAUUAAAGAUAAAGAUGAUAAUGUGAAAAAUCUUUUAACUAUAUUACAAAAAAUUAGAGAACCUGAUAUGGUAUCUAUAUUAAAACAAAAAAUAAAUGGAAGUGAUUAUAUUAUGUAUAAAAUGGUUAUACUAAAAGCUUUAUUAUUUUAUGGUUAUUUUACUCUCUAUGAAAGGUUAUCAUAUGAAUUUAAAAUAUAUGAACAUCAAAUUUUUCCGUUAAGAGAAAAUAAUGAAGAUACGUUUGGAACGAUUAUAGAGAGAUGUAUGCAUAGAUUUAAUUUUAAUGAAUGGAGUAAUUUAUUAAUAGUUCAACAUAUUUAUAAUAAUUAUAUGAGCAAAAAAAAAUAUACUAAUUUGUAUAUAAAUUUGCAUAUUUUAAAUAUUAAACCUAAUGAUGAGAAAAAAAAAGAAAUGGAGGAAUUGUAUGAUAAACAUAUGACAGAAGUUUUUAAAGAUAUUGAUUAUAAUGAUAAUUUUAAUAAUUUUUUAUUAUAUAUGAAAAAGGAAUCAGAAGAUAUAUCGAAUACAUUAAAAGAGAAAAAUAAUAUGAAAACCGGAUGGGACAAUUUUCAUAUUAAUUAUGAUGAUAUUUAUGAUAAACAUGAUGAAAAAGAUUUAUCAUUAAUUCGUAAAACAAUCUUAAAAUUAGACAAUUCUGUAAUUAGAGAUAUGAAUAUAAAUUUGGCUAUCCUACUAAAUGAUAUGUUUUGGAAACAUAAAAAUAGAUGUAAAGGAGUUAAUUAUAAUCAUAUGAAAGUAAAAUAUGCAGAUAAUACUAUAAAAGAAUUUAACAUACAAAAAAACCCUAUAAUAGAUUUACAUAAACCUAUAGGAAGUAUAGUAAAAGGUUUAAUAAAAAACGACGAUAUAAUGAUUUCAAAGGGUCAUACAAAUAUUAAUACAUUAGAUUAUAUAAUACCUAUUAAUAUACAUUUAGAUGUUAUUCUUCAAAAUAGUCUACAUUUUGUAUAUACUAGUACAUUAAUAAAAUGUGCAGAAAAAAUGGAUAAGAAAGGUAUAAUAUAUCAUCGAGAUAUUACAUAUAAUAGAAAAAAAGAAACUAUUAAAAUAAAAAUAGGUUUAAUUUCCAAUAGUUAUUUUUAUUUAAAUGUUGAUAUAUCAUAUUUAAGAUAUCAUGAAAUUACAUUAAAAGAUAUAAUAUAUUUUAUAUAUAGGAAUUAUAAAUCUGAACUUAAUAAAAGUGUUCGUUCAAAUAUUGAAAAAAGAAGUUUUUUAUUUUUUGAUUGUUUAUUAGUUAAUGAAUAUAAUACAUUCUUUUAUAAUAAUUCAACAAAGAAGCUAAUUAAAGAAACAUCAUUUAAUAAACUUAUAUCUCAAUUAUAUAAUAUAAAUUUAAAUGAUCCAGAAUAUAUUAUUAAAUCUACAAUUAAUUAUUAUAACCAUCGAAAAUCAAAUAUGCCUUUAAUAAGCUUAGUAACUAUAUCUCAUACUAUACAUGAAAGAUGGAAUGGAAUAAAGAAACAAACAGAUUAUAUAUUACAACCAUCUAUUAAUAAUUAUUCCGAUGAAUAUAAUGAAGAGUUAAUUGAUCCAAGUAAAUUAAAAUUUAAAAAUCCUUCAUUAAAUAUAAAAGAAAAUAUGAAUAGGAUAAUAAUGAGAAAUAGAUAUGAAGGAUAUCAAUAUAGACUAGUUAAAUGCUUUGACUUUUUACAUAAAAAAAAUAUUAGUUAUUAUAAAGAUCAACAUACAACAAACUUGUUUGAUCAAAUAAUAAUACCAGCAGUUUUUAUACAUUUAAAAAAUGAUGACAUUUCAAAAAUUAAUAUAAAACUAGCAUUAGAACAUAGAAAAAUAAAAUUUAAUAUUAUAACAGAUAUAAUGAAUUUACAAAUAUAUGAAAAUCAAAUUUUUACUCUAACGGACUUUAUGUAUCUAAUAUUUAGAUGGUUAGAAACAUAUAUAUCAUUUAAUGAUAGAGAUCAUUGUACAUUUUUAACUGAUCGAACUCAAAUAUCCCAGUAUGAUCUGGUAUUAAGCAUAGAAACAGGAAAAGAUAAAAUAAAUAUUUUAUAUAAAAAUAAUGAAGGUGUGAUCAAAUUUAUAUUUCAAAACAUUUUAAAAAAUCAUCAAGUAAAUCAAUAUACAUCAGAAUUUUUAAUGUCAGCAAUUAAACUAAACAAAUUGAAAUUAUUUUUUGUAUUAAAGGAUGAAUUAAAGUAUAUAUUUCCCGAUAUACCUGAAGGGUUAUAUUUUCAUUUAAAGGAAAGUAAUUAUAAAAUUAUCAACUGCCUAAAAUAUUUAGACGGCAAAAAUGUCAAACUACUAGAGAAUAACAUUUAUGACGAUUCAUAUGUUCCUGUGAAAAUAAAAUUCAUGAACGUUACUGUUAUAUAUAGAAUAAAAAAAGAUAAUUUUAAAAAUAUCAUAUAUAAUUUUACUAAAUAUGAAGUUCUAAAACAUUAUGGGAAACAAUUAUUUACACGUUUUAUAUCCCCUAUAAAUGAUAUUGAAAAUAAAUUUAGAUAUUUAUUUUUAAGAGAUUUAAGUUAUUAUAUAGAUAUUCCAAGAGAUAUAAAAAGAGAUAAAGAUGAUUUUAUGGUGUCUAUGGAUUCAAAUGUGUAUAAUGCCUUAAAUGAAAAACAUAAUAUUUAUAUGAAUAAUUAUUCUUCUAUUAUUGAAAAGAUGAUUACUUAUAUGAACGUAACAUAUACAGAACCCGUGUUUAUAGUCUGUGUUGUAAAACAUACUGUUUUGGGCUCAAAGAUACAGUUACUUCUUAGAGAGAUGAAAUAUAACAUAACAAGUUAA
Molecule: messenger RNA, 10344 nt
Organism: Plasmodium falciparum 3D7
Lineage: Eukaryota; Apicomplexa; Aconoidasida; Haemosporida; Plasmodiidae
Product: putative protein kinase domain-containing protein
Molecular function (GO): ATP binding
Source: RefSeq, a predicted model, not a curated record